Molecule: messenger RNA, 576 nt
Organism: Opisthorchis viverrini
Lineage: Eukaryota; Metazoa; Platyhelminthes; Trematoda; Opisthorchiida; Opisthorchiidae
Exons: 2
Source: RefSeq, a predicted model, not a curated record
GUCCGUGGAUCGAACCCGACCUCUGCUUCUCGACUUCACCUGUCUAGACCUGGGCAACCUGGCAGUAUCUCAGCACUCGUGCUUCCCCCGGGUGGUAUGGCAGCUAGGCACCGGAAGGGUGUUACAGCUGAACGACUGUGUGAUUUGGAAUGGCCUGAAAAUAUGGUGCCUAACAACGAACUAGCCCGGAAUCCAAAUGGACCACAUCACCGUCAAUUACCGGUAGGGAAGAUCGACCACCGCCUGUGUUUCGUUGCGGUUUUCAGGUCUAUGGAAAACAUGCAUAGCUCGCUUAACCAGCGAAAAGCUACCGAACCCACAAAUCAAGCGAACCGAUCAUAUCUAGAUCCUCAAGCGCCUACCAUUAGGAACAGGUAUCCAAAGGGCCAAUCAAAGAGAAAACUUCCAUCUGCGUUGAAACCCACCCAACCUCAUCCAAACACUAGCUCUGCCGGAAACUUGGAAAGAGAUUCCUACUGGUCGUAUCCACAACUCAGUCUGAUGCUUCCUCCGAACCCAGGUGAAGCUAAGAGCCGUGCAGACGGAGAAGCUCGACAGAACUCCAAAUCCAAAUAA